GCAACUGUCCAAACACGGACGACCCCAUUUUCUCAUUUGCCUUUAAAGGGCUAAUUAGGCACGAGCGAUGUCUGGACGCGAGCUCGCAGCUCAUAAAUGUCGGAUUUUUACGACUUGGGCACGGCAAGGGCUCGUGGGAGCUAAAGGGUCCGGAGGGUGUGGACGUUCUUCGUCGACUUCUUCGAACAAAAGAAACUUCUGUGCUGUGUCUGCCGAACCACGGAGGGCUGACAAAUGAAAAGGAGGCGGCGGAGGAGGAGGAGGAGGAGAUGCUGAAUUGCUGAUGAUGGAGCACGUUAGCCGUUAGAGAAUCGGAUUGCUUUUACCCGAGAAGAAAUUUGAGGAGGCGGAUAGGAAGUGGGAGAUGCGGACGAUCUGCGAUGUGUGCGAGAAUGCUGCCGCGAUCGUUUUCUGCGCUGCCGACGAGGCUGCCCUGUGCCGGGCUUGCGACGACAAGGUUCAUAUGUGUAACAAGUGGGCGAGUCGGCAUGUGCGUGUUGGGCUCGCCGAUCCUAGUGAGGUCCAGCGUUGUGAUAUAUGUGAGAAUGCCCCUGCUUUCUUUUACUGUGAGAUAGAUGGUAGUUCCCUGUGCUUGCAAUGCGAUAUGCUUGUGCAUGUUGGCGGCAAGAGAACCCAUGGGAGAUAUCUCUUAUUGAGGCAGAGAGUCGAGUUUCCAGGGGAUAAACCUGGUCGAUUAGAAUUGCAAACGCCUAAUCAGAAUGAGGUGAAGAGGGAAAAAGAUCAGCCACCUUUGCUCGCGAUGAAAGAGGUCCCACAGAAUCACAAGGCGUCUCCAGUACCUGUCCGAGAUGCUAGUUCUAGCGGCGAAGGCAAGAUGGAAGAAGAAUUGAUUGAUCUCAAUUCUCGGCCUCAAAGGAAUAAAGGGCAGACUUCGAUGAACGAGGAUAUGGAUGUGACAAAUGGCUCUAAUCAUGAAUCCGCUGGCGUUGUUCCUGUUGGAUCGUUUGAUAGAGAGCCUGAAAUGUAAGCAAAUGUACCUCCAGGAUGGGUGGAUGGAAUUAGUUAAAGAAGGCAACGAAAGGGCUUCCAGGGAAACCUUUAUUAACUCUUGCCACUCAGACUGACUCUUCCUUGCUUUCGCUGCAUUAUGACGGGAAGCAGAAAGCUCAUGAAAAACUUUUGUAGCUUGUUGGGGCAGCAUCUGCACUGUAAUUUCCUGCUUGUCCUGCUCACCAUCUCUGGUCUCUUAGCUGGGAGAUUCACUUAACUUUCUGAAGGAAUAAGGAUGCUUGUGUUUUGGUGAGAGAAUGGAUUUCAGACGAUUCUGAUGUGUGUCAGAGAAUGUUCUAAUGUGCUACGACCUAGUCAACAGAAUCAACGCUUAGGGCAUGGUGGCUUUUGUCAGCUUCAUUUUUAGUGGAUACUCUGUGAUAAUAGAAUAACUUAUGGCAUCCAAGAGCGAGUUGCAAACACAGUUAGUCAACUGAUUGUUUUGCUGGGAUCCGCUUUUAGGUACUCAUUUAGUGGGAGAUUUUUCACUGAAACUUGUGUUUUGUCUGUCCUACUUGUUUCAAUUGGUGUGGGGCCUACAUCUCUAUUUCAAGGGAUAACAUGAGAGUUACCCUUGACGGAAUUGAUGGGAAGUUGAAUAUUAUUAAAUUGCAGGCGACUUUUACAACUUUUUUGAUUCCUUCACCUUGCAUAAACUUAAGGAUUGGCAUAGCUUUCAUCAGUUUUUGCGCGGACAAUAGAUGGAUUGCCAGGGAAUGAAGUGAAUUAUCUAAUUGGAUGGUGAAGAUUCAUU
Messenger RNA from Syzygium oleosum, 1765 nucleotides. RefSeq names its product B-box zinc finger protein 19. Gene Ontology annotation, cellular component: nucleus. The record is from RefSeq and is a predicted model, not a curated record. Gene Ontology annotation, biological process: regulation of DNA-templated transcription; photomorphogenesis. Lineage: Eukaryota; Viridiplantae; Streptophyta; Magnoliopsida; Myrtales; Myrtaceae. The transcript is spliced from 6 exons. Gene Ontology annotation, molecular function: zinc ion binding. Bases 365 to 988 code for a protein of 207 amino acids.